Acanthamoeba castellanii str. Neff is the source of this 765-nucleotide messenger RNA. Its product is annotated as cell wall anchor domain containing protein. NCBI's taxonomy places the organism in Eukaryota, Discosea, Longamoebia, Acanthamoebidae. The coding region runs from base 1 to 765 and encodes 254 amino acids. The transcript has 5 exons. The record is from RefSeq and is a predicted model, not a curated record.
AUGCUGCGUCCAAGCCUGAGGUUCCUGGUGAUCGUCAUUGCAUCGUGCCUCUUCAUGUCGCUGGCGACCGCCGAAGCCAAAGCCCGGCUCAACUUCUUCCACGCUGUCGCCAACGGUCCGGCCGUGGACAUUCAGCUGCGUUCCAAGCUCAACACCACCGCCCACACCAUCUUCACGGACCUUGACUUCGCCGAGUACACCGACUACUACCAUGCCGAAGGCGGCAUGUACGACGUGCGCGUCGUGGCUCAUGAUGACACCUCCAAGGUGAUCAUGGAGGUGGAGAACCUGGUGGUUAUCACCGGUGUAGAUUUCACCAUGGUACUCACCGGGCAGCUGUCCGACUUGGAGAAGUACCCGCUGCGCAUCAUCACCUUUAUCGACGACAACCUCGACCCCGGAGCCGGCCAGGCUAAAUUCCGCUUCAUCCAUGCAGCCGCUGGCUUCAGCCCGCUCGAUGUGAUGUUGGGCGGCCAAAAGAUCUUCAGCAAGGUGAGCUUUGGGGAGCACGGAGAGAUCGUAGGCACAGGUUAUAGAGAAGUCGACACGGACAGAUACACGCUGCUGGUGAUGGAGCGAGGCUUGACGUUCGACUCGUCCACUUUGGACCUCGAAGACGGCGACGUUCUCACUGUCUAUGCGGUUGGCCUCCGCGGUAGCAGUGAGUACAGGCCAACCCUGGUGUCGCAGAUCACGAGGGAGUCCGACACCUCUCCCGCAACCACCCUCUCCCCGUGGUCUACCUUCCUCCGCGGUGCUCGUUGA